UUGUCAAUACAACUUCCUACUCUUUCUUCCCCCUUUUCUUUUUCUUUCACCGUCUGCAUCCAUAAAGACCCCCUUUGCUUCAAUGUCUGACUUGAACCAUGACAAUAACUCUGAGGGCUCUCAAGAUGAAAGCAGCCAACAGUCAGAAUCAAAUUCCAGGACGGAUAUGAAGUUUUCGGAUGACGAAAAAGACCUCAUAGCAAGAAUGUACAAUCUUCUCGGUGAAAGGUGGUCUCUUAUUGCUGGGAGGAUUCCUGGUAGAAGUGCUGAGGAAAUUGAGAAGUAUUGGACCACAAAGUGCUCAAGAUCACAAUCAUGAUUUUCCUUUUUUUCACUUGGGCUUCAUAGAUUGUUUCAUUUUUUUUGAAUUUGUAAGGGUAUGGAUCAAAUUACAUAGGAUGUGAUGUAAAAUAUGGGUGUUUUGAUAUCUGGGGCAGGUGAGUUUUAAGUUUUUUUUGGGUAAUUCAAUGGGGAAGACAUGCCCCUAACCCCUUUUUUUUUCAAUAGAUUAGGAGUUCGAUUUUUGAAAGUGUUAGUGAGGUGGUGUUAGUGGUAGGAUUAGAGACUACAAUGUGGUGACUAUGUAUAGGGAUGCUACAUGUUAGUUAUUACAAGCUGGUGUGGUCCAUAAGUCCCAAAACUAAGGGGCUGGCCCUUGUUAAUUAGGAUUGUAUCAAAGGAAACAUUUAUAUAAGGUUGCAACCUUAGAAUGUA
Molecule: messenger RNA, 714 nt
Organism: Amborella trichopoda
Lineage: Eukaryota; Viridiplantae; Streptophyta; Magnoliopsida; Amborellales; Amborellaceae
Product: transcription factor CPC
Biological process (GO): cell differentiation; regulation of DNA-templated transcription
Cellular component (GO): nucleus
Molecular function (GO): transcription cis-regulatory region binding
Source: RefSeq, a predicted model, not a curated record